This is a messenger RNA of Sungouiella intermedia, 924 nucleotides long. Lineage: Eukaryota; Fungi; Ascomycota; Pichiomycetes; Serinales; Metschnikowiaceae. The record is from the annotation of a GenBank genome assembly.
AUGAAGUUUUCGACAGCAGUAGUCUAUUUGGCAAUUGCGUGUUUUGUAGUGGCUAACUGGACUCCCCAGGACCAUGAGAUUUUCACUUUGAACGACAAGAUUAGAAAAGAUCUUGGGUCUGGAACUACGUUCUACUCAUGGCUAGGUUUGACGAAAGGUCACAAGUCCACCACGGAGGAAAUCUCCAAGGCGUACAGAAAAAUGUCUAGGAAGUUACAUCCUGACAAGUAUAGAGGGAACCUGAAGUCGGAAAAGAAGAAAGCCGAGGAGAGGUUCCAGAGACUCUCGUUGGUGGGAAACAUCUUGAGAGACAACUCGUUGAAACAACGUUACGACUACUUUUUAGACAAAGGGUUUCCUAAGUGGAAAGGAACUGGCUACUACUACUCAAGGUUCAGACCAGGAGUGGUUCUCACGCUUUUCGUUGUGUAUGUGGUGGUUUCAACGUUUCAGUAUGUUUCGUUGAGAAUCAACAGAAAGCAGGAUUACAAAAGAAUUGCUGCCAUGAGAGAGCAAAUCAAGAAUCAAGCCUGGGGAGGCUCAUAUAUUCCUCCUCUGGAUGGCUCUGCUAGAAAAAUCACCGCUCCUAACGGCAAAGAAUUCCAUGUUUCUCCUACUGGAGAAGUAAGUCUCAUUGAAUAUGACCAGAAGGAAAAUGUGGUGUUGACUUUGAUGGACGAGAACGAUAUUGACGUCAAUCCUGGCUUCAAAGAGUCGUACUUUGUUAGAAUUCCUUCCAGCUUGUGGAACAUAUCUCUCGGAAAACUCACAGGCUACACCGUGAACACGAAGAGCACUUACGUCAAUCCAAACAGAAAGGAGCCUCCAGCAGAGAAGAAACCUUCAAAAAAGAAGGGUGUUAACAAGGGUGAGAAGAUUGAGUUGCCCAACGGCAAAGUAAUGUACAAAAGAAAGAAGAAUUAG